This is a messenger RNA of Penicillium taxi, 1269 nucleotides long. Its product is annotated as NADH:flavin oxidoreductase/NADH oxidase. Gene Ontology annotation, molecular function: NADPH dehydrogenase activity; NADP binding; FMN binding. Lineage: Eukaryota; Fungi; Ascomycota; Eurotiomycetes; Eurotiales; Aspergillaceae. Gene Ontology annotation, cellular component: intracellular anatomical structure. The transcript is spliced from 2 exons. The record is from RefSeq and is a predicted model, not a curated record. The coding region runs from base 1 to 1269 and encodes 422 amino acids.
AUGUCUUGGCCUGAUGUUCCCACCCCAGCCGCUCAAGGAGUGUCCUUCUACACUCCAGCUCAGAGCCCUGCAGCUGGAACUGCUCGCAAUCCUCAAUCGAGUGGAAAGCCCAUCCCGACUCUCUUCAAGCCCCUGACUAUCCGAGGGCUGACCUUCCAAAACCGCAUCGGUGUUGCACCUAUGUGUCAAUAUAGUGCUGAUAAUGGCCACAUAACUCACUGGCAUAUGGCCCACUACGGUGGUAUUGCCAUGCGUGGUCCCGGUAUGAUCAUCAUGGAGGCCAUUGCUGUCCUUCCCGAAGGCCGUAUCACCCCCGGUGACGUCGGCUUGUGGCAAGACUCGCAGAUUGCUCCUUUGAAGCAGGUAAUCGAGUUCGCCCACAGCCAAGGCCAGAAGAUUGGUAUUCAGCUAGCCCAUGCUGGUCGUAAGGCCUCGUCCACUCCCCCUUGGUUGGGCGGCGGCGUUGCCACAAAUGCCGUCGGCGGAUGGACCGACAACGUCAAGGGCCCUAGUGCUAUUCCCUUCUCUGAGAACGAUAUUGUCCCCAAGGAAAUGACCAAGGAGGAUAUCCAGGAGUUCAAGGACGCUUGGGUCGCCGCUGCUCGUCGUGCCGUCGAAGCCGGUGUUGACUUCAUUGAGAUCCACAAUGCUCACGGAUACCUGCUCAACGCUUUCAUCUCACCAUCGUCCAACAAGCGCACUGACGAGUACGGCGGCAGCUUCGACAACCGCAUUCGUCUCUCUAUGGAGAUUUCCCAGCUGACCCGUGACGUCCUCGGCCCUAACAAGCCCGUUUUCCUGCGUGUCUCGGCCACCGACUGGCUCGAGAAGAGCAUGCCUGAGGAGGAGGGCUGGAAGCUUGAGCACACAGUCGAGUUCGCCCGCCGUCUCGCUGAGCAGGGUGCCAUCGAUCUGAUCGAUAUCAGUACUGGUGGUGUUCACGUUAAGCAGAAGGUUGAGUCCGCUGUUGCCUUCCAGGUCCCCCAUGCCACUGCUGUGAAGAAGGCUGUCGGUGACAAGCUGCUUGUUGCCGCCGUCGGUAUGAUCAACAACGGCCAACUGGCCGAGAAGGUCCUCAAUGAGGAGCACAUUGAUGUCAUCUUGGUUGGUCGUGGCUUCCAGCGUGACAAUGGUCUCGUCUGGGCCUUUGCGAAGGAUUUAGAUGUGGAGAUUGCCAUGCCUGGACAGAUCCGCUGGGGAUUCACCCCAUUCCGUGCUGCAUCGGAUUACAUCAUGCCUAACUCGAUGAAGGCAUCCCUCUUUGAUUAG